AUGGACGAGAAGCAAGCCAUCACGCCUCCCCCGGUAGAUGACGAGAAACAAGCGGUGCCGUCUCCCACGGUAGAUGACAAGCAGGCCGUCUCAGUCGCUGCAGGAGAAAGUCCCAUUCCCCCUCAACACCGCCGCCUACGCGACCCCGAUGUGUCCUUCGAGGAGUACUACUACUAUGCCACCCAGACCCGCGCGGAGGAGGACACCCUUGAGCCUCCCAAAGUUGGUAAGAACUGGCUGGCCUACCUGGUUCCCAAUCUGCAAAAGCAGGAGGACUCCGGCCCGGAGGCUCAAGGCCCGGAGAUCAACAUCAAUGACCGCGAAAAGCGGCUGCAUAUCACCGAUGAUGAAUGGGUCAAUGCCUCACGCGCCGCACGAAAUGCCUCGGCCGGUGCUGUUUUCUAUCUGAUCACCACUGAUAUUCUUGGUCCAUUCUCACUGCCGUAUGCUUUUGCCACGACCGGAUGGGGACCCGGUGUGGCUCUAUUCACCGUCUUUGGUGCGAUGGCUGGUUAUUCGGGAUACUUGCUCUGGGAUUCUUUUAUGGGACUUGAUUCGUACCAGUUUCCCACUCGCGCUUUUGGUGAUAUCGGCUACCGUCUGUAUGGCCCCUGGUUUCGCCACCUCGUCAAUCUCCUCCAGGCUAUCCAGCUUGUCUGCAACGUCGGUGCCAUCAUCAUCUCCAACGGGGAGGCGCUCUCUGAGGCUGCCAAGUUCAAGCUGUGCUACGCCGUCUGCUGCCUGGUCUGGGCUCUGGCGGGUUUCUUCUUUGGACAAAUCCGCACACUGCAGAAAUUUGGCUGGUUGGCCAACCUUGCCGUGUACAUCAACUUGCUCGUUAUUUUCAUCACCAUGGGAGCAGCCGCACACUCGCCACCGCUUUAUGCAGGAUCCGCCUCGUCCGCUGGAUACAGUAUCAACCCUGACCUGGUAACCCCCAAUGCUGAGGGCGUCUACCCCCCGGUCCAGCACAGUGGAGGCCUUCCUGACCCUGGCAAUUUCGGUUCCGCCGUCAACGGUCUGAUGCAAGCUGUCUACUCGUACGGAGGAUCCAUGGUCUUUAUCGAGUUCAUGUCGGAAAUGCGUCGUCCUCGCGACUUCUUGAAGGGCAUGUGGGGUGCUCAGCUUUUCAUCUACAUCUGUUACAUGCUCUACGGGUUGUACAUGUACGGCUACCAGGGCCAGUAUGUGCAGACCCCGUCUUAUCUUGGUAUCUCCAAUUACAACCUGCAGACUGCCGGAAACUCCUUGGCCAUGGUCAGCGCGUUGAUUUCCGCUACGCUCUACGGCAACAUUGGACUGAAGUACCUGUUCAAGGCACCACCCCUGUCCCAGAAAUCUGGCAAACUCUUCUGGAUUGCCCUCAUCCCCAUCUACUGGUCCAUCGCCUUCGUCAUUGCCGCUGCCAUUCCCGACUUUGCAGGUUUCACGAGCAUUGUAUCGGCAACCUGUAUCCUGCAGUUCUCCUACACCUUCCCACCAUUGAUGCACAUUGGAUACAACAUAAAGAAGUACGCCCUCCAACCGGGCGAGGGCUUUGACCCUGCUACCGGCCAGGUCACGCUCUUUGAUAGCGGCUGGAAGCGUGUUUAUCGUGGCUACUUCUCCAAGCGUUGGUAUGUGAAUGUGUUCAACACCAUCUUUUUCCUGGGUGCGCUGGCCACCGCCGGUAUCGGUAUUUGGGCCGCUGUUGAGGGUUUGAUUGCGGUGUAUGCUAUUCCCGAGUUGAAUGCGUUUGGAUGCACGUCGCCGCUGGAUGUUAGUGGUUGA
Talaromyces atroroseus is the source of this 1770-nucleotide messenger RNA. RefSeq lists its product as hypothetical. The transcript has 4 exons. Gene Ontology annotation, cellular component: vacuolar membrane. Gene Ontology annotation, molecular function: amino acid transmembrane transporter activity. Bases 1 to 1770 code for a protein of 589 amino acids. Gene Ontology annotation, biological process: amino acid transmembrane transport. The record is from RefSeq and is a predicted model, not a curated record. NCBI's taxonomy places the organism in Eukaryota, Fungi, Ascomycota, Eurotiomycetes, Eurotiales, Trichocomaceae.